Molecule: messenger RNA, 1868 nt
Organism: Aethina tumida (small hive beetle)
Lineage: Eukaryota; Metazoa; Arthropoda; Insecta; Coleoptera; Nitidulidae
Product: farnesol dehydrogenase
Exons: 4
Coding region: 28-768 (246 amino acids)
Source: RefSeq, a predicted model, not a curated record
UAGUACAACUUUAGUAGUGGUCUUAAAAUGUCUGGUUUUCAACGUUGGGUAGGUAAAGUUGCUGUUGUAACUGGUGCCAGUGGAGGAAUUGGUGCUGCUAUAACUGAAAGACUUGUUCAAGAAGGUCUCCAAGUUGUUGGUCUUGCCAGGAGGGUAGACCAAGUUCAGGAUCUGGCAAAGAAGCUGUCCGGUGCCAAAGGCAACCUUCAUGCAGUCAAGUGCGACGUUUCAUUAGAGGCAGAUGUGGUUAAAGCCAUUGAAUGGACUAAAGAAAAUGUUGGGCCCAUCCACAUCUUGAUCAACAAUGCUGGUGUCCGUCCCAAGAACACCUUGAUUGAUGGUGAUACGGAGAAGUGGAGGCAAACGUUUGACGUCAACGUCAUUGCUAUGUUGGUAGCUACAAGGGAGGCCAUCAAAGUUAUGAAGGAGAACAACAUUGAUGGUCACGUGAUUAAUAUUAACAGUGUGUCAGGCCAUUUUGACUAUUACCAUUCUGAUGUCAGUGUUUAUGCUGCCAGUAAACACUGUGUCACCAAUUUGACCGAAACCUACAGGAAGGAAAUCAACGCCAAUCAAUUGAAAAUCAAAGUAACGAGUGUUAGCCCUGGAUUGACCGACACAGACAUGCCUUCAGCUGUGAUCAAAGGUGACGACAGACCCAUGAUGAAGGGUGAGGACGUUGCUGAAGCUGUUUACUACGCUUUGUCCACCAAACCUCACGUCCAGAUUCAUGAAAUCAUGCUCCGUGCUGUUGGAGAUCCAGUUUAACAACAAACAAAUAAAUAAAUCGUUUGCUCUUUAGCCGUGUUUGAUUGGUCUGCGAUUGGUGAAUCAUAGGGUCAUAAAAAUGGCUUCUAAAUUCGCAUGGGAAACGGCGUGGGCCGCCAGUCUAAUCCUAAUAAACGGCCAAGACUGUGCACACACACGUUUAACAUGAAACUUGGAAAACUAAAUAAUGAAUAUAAUAGCUGUUUUUAUGUUUCGACAAAUUGACAUGAAUCAGUGACACGAAAAGUUCUCACGCUCGGCUUCCACCGCGGCCCACCAUCGCAACUCUUUAAUUGCCACAAUUGAGACGGAUUCCGAAAUUUUAUGCGAUUUUAGAUUGGAUAAAAACAAUGUGAUUCACUGGUCGAAUCCGCAUUUGCUUCGUCUUCGGAAGGUCAAACGUUGCUUCUUCUGUUUUAAUGACUUCCUCUGGUUGGUUACCAAUAUAUCAUGGGGGUAGGUUGGCAUCAAAUCAAAUAAUACUCAGGCAGAUAUUAAACUGUUAUUACGAUAGUAAAAAUAAUAAGUCGUGUGCCAGAUUUCGUACGUUGACAGUAAAUAGAAGGCACAACAAAAGUACAUAUUAAUUUAUGGAGGGACUAAUUAGCCCAUGCCAGCCUUGCCAUGGGGGCAUGGAUUUAAAAAAUCAUUAGGUUUAAUUGUUAAUUUCGAGUGUUUUAAAACGCCAUAAAAGUGAUUAUCUUACAUGAUGUGGGCAAAUAAACUCCAUCUGUUUCCCUGGCUUUAUUUACUUUUAUUAAUUCACACAAGUGGUUAAUUUUUUUCACAGUCGUAAAAAAAUGGUUUGUAAGGGUGUGAUACAAUAAAAUAGUUUUUUAAUGUUUUCAAUAAAUCAUCAGAUUAUAAUGGAACGUAAAUUAACAAUUAUCAUCUAAUCUAGAACCUGAUAAUAUAUUUAAUAUUUCACUAGUAUUUAGGUAUUAUUUAUAUGAGUUAGUGUUAAACAAAGCUAAAAUUUAUCAGUAUUUGUCACGCACAACAUCACAGGCAAAGUGCUCCAUCAAUGGCUUCCACCGAUAAGAUCCUCAAGGACUCCAACACAGAGGCUUCUCCAAGAGUAUCAACUGAAUCCAUCGACC